UUCCCAUAGUUAACAAAGCUGUAGAUUUAGGGUGCAGGAGAGAAGUUUCUAAUCAAAAGCUCCCUUCAUCCAAAGGGGCAUUUGAUUUGGAAGACUCCAACAAACCUUCUGCAGGAGUCUGUGCUCGAGCACUCAGUUUGCUUAUGACCUUCCUCAUGACUCUCUUCACUCUGCUUCAAUCAGUUCCCAUCUGUGUGACAAAGAAGCUUCCAGGCAGAACUCAGUCAGAUCAGAACCCACCUUUUUUUCUAGACUCAGAUCCGGAGGAGGUUUCCGAUUCCCCAUCACCAGCAUCUGGAUCCACAGAAGCUAACUUGCUUUCAUCUGUACUGAAAAGACUGGGAGAACUAGAAGAAAAGGUUGGUGACCUUCAAGCAAAGCCAUCUGAGAUGCCGCCUGAAAAGGAGGAAUUGCUUAAUGCUGCUGUUUGUCGUGUUGAUGCACUAGAAGCUGAGCUUAUUACAACCAAAAAGGCUUUACAUGAAGUGCUGAUGAGGCAAGAGGAGCUACUUGCAUAUAUUGACCGUCAGCAAGAGGUUAAGUUGCAGAAGAAAAAGAGGAUGCUAUGCUUUUGAAGAAAGAGUAAUCUGAUGCAUUGUCGUUUUUUCCUUCUACAAUUCCUAGUUUAUGAUGUGAAAAGGAAAGGAUAAUGUGUGAAUAUGUUGAGUGAGAAACAAGUGUAGUCUGAUCCCCGCGGCAAUAUUCCUUUCUACAAUUCAUAGUCUAUGAUGUGAAAAGGAUAGGAUAGUGUUAAUGUAAAUAUGCCAAGAAAAAAAAUGUAGUCAAGGCAAUUGUUUUCUACGAUUCAUAGUUCAUGAUGUGGAAAUGAAAGGAUAAUGUUGAUGAGAA
This is a messenger RNA of Asparagus officinalis (garden asparagus), 849 nucleotides long. RefSeq names its product phosphatidylinositol/phosphatidylcholine transfer protein SFH8-like. NCBI's taxonomy places the organism in Eukaryota, Viridiplantae, Streptophyta, Magnoliopsida, Asparagales, Asparagaceae. The record is from RefSeq and is a predicted model, not a curated record. Bases 144 to 575 code for a protein of 143 amino acids. The transcript is spliced from 4 exons.